AUGCUAGUAAAUGUUUUAAUUUUAGUUGAUAAUGCAUCUUGUCAUUAUGAUCCAAACAGUAUUUUAUUAACUUUUAAUUUUAAUAAUGAUAGUUAUAAAGAAGGAACUGAAUUAGCAGAAACAUCUUUUGAACAAAGUGAAGAUAUACAAAAGUAA
Molecule: messenger RNA, 156 nt
Organism: Cetraspora pellucida
Lineage: Eukaryota; Fungi; Glomeromycota; Glomeromycetes; Diversisporales; Gigasporaceae
Source: the annotation of a GenBank genome assembly